GAUAACAAAAAGAAAGCUUAACAAUUUUUGGUACCUAAAGUAAAGAUCAAAUAAUUUUUGAUACUGAUUAAAUUAUUCAAAUUACUGAUCGUGCGUUUGUAUAGUAUAGUCUAGUGGAAAGGUCAAUUGUCAGUGAAAAUGGAUAAUAGAAGUUUAUUUCCAUACGUUGAAAUAAUAGAACAACCGAAUAGUACAACUACGCGCUUUCUUUAUGAAUGUGAAAGCAAAUGCGAUACUCCUAUAUACGGUGUAAAAAGUAAGCCAACACACAAAACAUAUCCUUCUAUAAGAAUAGUUGGAUACACAGGUCGAGCUAAAAUUAUAGUAUCAUGUGUAACAAAAGAUUGGCCCUAUAGACCUCAUCCUUAUGAUCUCGUUGGGGGAAACAUAAGUAAACACGUAUUUGUUUGUACAGUAGAAGUGACAUUAGAAAAUACGAUAAUCACAUUUACACAGUUUGGUAUUAAACGUGUUAACAAAAAUAAUAUUAGGAAGGCACUUGAAAUAAGAGAGCAACUUGGCAUAGAUCCCUUUCAAACUGGCUUCGAACAUAAAAACUAUGUUGAUAGUAUUGAUUUAAAUAAACUGCGGUUGUGCUUCCAAGUUGUUUUAGAGGGAGAACAAAUAGGAAUGUUAAAUACACCAUUAGAACCAGUUGUAUCUAACGUUAUACGUAAUAGAAGUAUGUCCAAUCUUUCAAUACACGACCUCAGUCACUGUAGUGCGUCGGUCGCUGGUGGUACGAAAAUGAUUUUAUUAUGCCAGAAGGUGAUAAAGAAGGAUAUACAAAUUAGAUUUUUCGAGAAGAAUGACGAGCAAGUGGUUUGGGAGGGAUUCGGUGAUUUUAUACCUGAUGAUAUAUAUAGACAAACAGCAAUAGUAUUCAGAACACCGGCAUAUAGCAGGCAGGAAGUGACGGAACCGGUGCCAGUAUAUGUUCAACUGAGAAGACCAUCAGAUGGUGCGACAAGUAAACCUUUUCCUUUUCAGAUGUUUCCUUCCAAUUUUUAGAUGACUAUUCUACAA
This is a messenger RNA of Bombus pascuorum, 1026 nucleotides long. Its product is annotated as embryonic polarity protein dorsal-like. The transcript is spliced from 5 exons. NCBI's taxonomy places the organism in Eukaryota, Metazoa, Arthropoda, Insecta, Hymenoptera, Apidae. The record is from RefSeq and is a predicted model, not a curated record. Gene Ontology annotation, molecular function: DNA binding; DNA-binding transcription factor activity. Bases 139 to 1011 code for a protein of 290 amino acids. Gene Ontology annotation, biological process: non-canonical NF-kappaB signal transduction; canonical NF-kappaB signal transduction; response to cytokine. Gene Ontology annotation, cellular component: cytoplasm.